ACAUCACUGCAUGCUACAUUUGUAGAUACUACUCUGCAUAAUUGUUCUGUAUAACAUUGCCUUGAUAUUCUUGCUACAAUGUUGUCAGUCAGGCGAUUGUUGAGCAGUAGAACGUGUGGCGCGGCUGUUCGUAGUCUUCAUGCUACGUCUUCUGUCCGUAAGGAUAUCUUGACUGUCGAGGAGUUUGAAUCAUCUGUCAUAAAAUCCACGAAGCCUGUUGUGGUUGACUUCCACGCACCGUGGUGCAUGCCGUGUAAGCAGUUUGCUCCCGUGCUUGAGUCGGUGAUCAGCGAGACUGAGGGCGAAGCAGAGCUGGUCAAGGUCGACAUUGAUGAGCUGGGCGAGCUUGCCAUCGAGCACAACGUGUCGUCGAUUCCCAAUGUGGUCCUGUUCAGCAACGGAAAGGAAUUCUCUCGAACCAUCGGUGCUGUUUCGAAAGAGAACAUUUCCGCCGCUAUUGAGAAGCUGAUCAAUUCACACAAGUCACAGUGAAGGCCAAACAUACGAUUUAGUCUUCUUGUCUCUUUCUUGCUUGUGGCUUCUUUUGUCAACAAGCUAUACCCCAGUUUUAAGCGAAACACACAGUCAUCAAAAACUUCAUCUUCAUAAUAAUUAUUCAAUGGAAAAACUAACUUUCAUGAAAAUUCA
Sycon ciliatum is the source of this 648-nucleotide messenger RNA. RefSeq lists its product as uncharacterized. The coding region runs from base 79 to 492 and encodes 137 amino acids. Gene Ontology annotation, molecular function: protein-disulfide reductase activity. Gene Ontology annotation, biological process: cell redox homeostasis. The record is from RefSeq and is a predicted model, not a curated record. Lineage: Eukaryota; Metazoa; Porifera; Calcarea; Leucosolenida; Sycettidae. The transcript has 3 exons. Gene Ontology annotation, cellular component: cytoplasm; cytosol.